AUGACAGAUCGGUCUGCUUCUCGAUCAACGGAUCCACUCGUUAGAGGCUCGUCAGCACCACGUUCCAAACUACCACUGAUUAUUCUGGGUGCUCUUGGCGGUAUUUUCCUGAUUACUACGAUUGUAUUCGCAGUUCUGUAUGGAAAUGCAAAAUCGAACAAAUCAACAGACACAACGGAGAAUGAUGUUUGCUUGACAUCAUACUGUAUCAAAGCAGCGGAUUAUUUGAUCGAUAGCAUCGAUCAAUCCGUCGAACCAUGCGAAGACUUUUACCAAUUCUCUUGCGGCAAAUGGCUGAAGAAUACACGAAUACCUGAUGCUUUGGACGCAUACAAUUCUUUUCGAGCGUUGGAUAAAACAUUAGAUGAUAAUAUGAUUGAUCUGUUAUCUACACCAUCGAGCAGUGAAACUAAUGAACUCAAUUGUAUUGUCAAUGCUCGGCGUUUGUAUAGUUCGUGCGUUGAUGAAGCAGCGAUUGAAACCGAGGGAGUCGAACCGAUUCUAUUAUUAAUCAACACGGAACUCGGCGGCUGGCCUAUUUUACAAGGCGCAUCAUGGGAUCAUACUAAAUUCAAUCUUCCAAAUCUAUUAUUGAAACUUCGACAAUACAAUUACAAUUUUAUCUAUAAAAUCAACAGUGAAACUGACGAGAAGAACUCAUCAGCGACAAUUAUUUUAGUGGGUCAAGGUACACUCGGAUUUCCUCAACGGCAAUAUUAUGAAAAUGAAACAGCAAUUACUGCCGCUUAUCGACAAUUUAUACGAGAUCUAGCAACACAAUUAACCAACGAUACAAGUCUGAUCGAUCAAGACGUAGAAGAAAUCUACGCGUUUGAGAAGAAUAUCGCUCAAUACUAUUGGACAAAUGAUGAACAACGGGCAAGAGAUAACGAAACUGUUCGAACAACAGUAUCUAAUCUCGUCUAUACAUUCAACACUAGCUUUGAUUUUACCAAUUAUCUUCAACAAGCGUACUUAGCCAGUGGUGUCGCGUUGACUGAUGGAGAUACAGUUUCCGUCAGUGAGUUAGAUUUUCUAACUAAUGCGACAAGUAUUAUCAAUGAAACAUCCGCACGUACAAUACAAAACUACUUUGUCUGGCGCUUUCUCAUGGAUCAAGCAGGACGUAUGCCUCGUUCAAUUCGAAAUCUUCGCGAACAAUAUGAUCGAGUCUUUCGUGGCACAACUGCGGAACAGGCGAGAACAGUGAAAUGUGCGAUUUAUGUAAAUGAUAUGAUGGGUUUUGUUGUUUCAAAAAUGUAUAUCAAAAAUUAUUUCGAUGAAAAUGCUCGAAACCAAUCAUUAGACAUGAUCGAGUAUAUUCGAAAUUCAUUCAUUGAUAUAGUUGAUGGUUCAACGUGGAUGGAUCGAGCAUCGCGAGACAAAGCAAUCGAAAAAGCCAUGGCAAUUGAUAAACAAAUUGGUUAUCCUGACUAUCUUGCUAGUGACAACAACACAAAACUUGAAAGCGAUUACGAAAAGUAUGUGUUCACUUCAUCAUAUAUAAAGAAUAUUUUCAAAAUUCAACAAAUCAAAACCAACGAAAAUUUUCAAUCGUUACGAAAGCCGGUUGAUAAGAAAGCUUGGGGAUCACUUCCACCAACGAUUAUCAAUGCAUUUUAUGAACCAUCCCAAAAUCAAAUCGUCUUUCCGGCUGGUAUUCUUCAAAUGCCGUUCUUUAAUAAAGACGCUCCGAAAUAUCUAAAUUAUGGUGGUAUUGGCUUGGUCAUUGGACAUGAAAUUACACACGGUUUCGAUGAUACUGGUCGACAAUUUGACAAAGAUGGCAAUCGAGUGCCAUGGUGGCCCGAGGAAACGAUCGAGAAAUUCAAUCAACGUAAACAAUGUAUCAUUGAUCAAUAUAGUAACUACUCAGUGCCAAGUAUUCAUAUGAAUAGCAAUGGUUAUCUGACACAAGGUGAAGAUAUUGCAGACAAUGGUGGAAUUAAAGCUUCAUUUGCCGCAUAUAAACGAUGGGCACAAGCAAAUGCAAAUAUGGAUAAAAAGUUACCAGGUCUAACGAAAUAUUCACCUGAGCAAUUGUUCUUUAUCAAUUUUGCACGUACUUGGUGUAUCAAAAUGACUGAUUCAUAUGCACGUAACCGAAUUCUGACAGAUGUUCACUCCCUUGGCCCAUUCAGAGUCACUGGUCCAACAUCAAAUUUCGACGAGUUCGAUCGAGUGUUUAGUUGCAAACCAGGUCAAGGAAAUAGUCGAGUGAAUAAGUGUGCUGUUUGGUAA
This is a messenger RNA of Adineta ricciae, 2241 nucleotides long. The record is from the annotation of a GenBank genome assembly. Lineage: Eukaryota; Metazoa; Rotifera; Eurotatoria; Adinetida; Adinetidae.